Capsicum annuum is the source of this 3682-nucleotide messenger RNA. RefSeq names its product RAF proto-oncogene serine/threonine-protein kinase. Bases 979 to 3363 code for a protein of 794 amino acids. The transcript is spliced from 17 exons. Gene Ontology annotation, molecular function: protein kinase activity; ATP binding. Gene Ontology annotation, biological process: protein phosphorylation. NCBI's taxonomy places the organism in Eukaryota, Viridiplantae, Streptophyta, Magnoliopsida, Solanales, Solanaceae. The record is from RefSeq and is a predicted model, not a curated record.
AAGUUGAUGUAAUCCACUUUAGCUUCAAUGAUUAGUCAAAUUGCCUUUUGUGAAGCGAAAAGUGCCACAUAAAUUUGAACAGAGGGAGUAAUAGUAGUGUAUAUAGUUUCAAUUUCAAAAAAUUAGUAGUUAUAUAAUUUCAUGUCUAGAUUACAGCUGUAUUUGUGCGGAAAUUUAUUGUGUACCAGUUCGUGGAAAAUGAACUGGUGAUCAAGCUUGUGAGCAACAUUUGGUGAUAGUUCAGGUAGGAAACUCAAGAAAUUGGGAUACUUCAGGUGUGUUUUUGACCCCAAUAUGAAGUUGAUCUAAUCCACUUUAGAUUUAAUGAUUAGUCAAAUUGCCUUUGGGAAAGCGAAAAAUGCCAGAUUUGGAACAAAGGGAGUAAUACUAGUGUAUAUAGUUUCAAUUUCAAACAAUUAGUGGUGUAUAUAAUUAAUGUCUGAUUACAGCUGUAUUUUUGUGGAAAUUUGUUGUGCACCUGAUUGUGGAAAAUGCAUUGGUGACAAAACUGUCAGCUUGUGAGCAACAUUUGGUGAUCGUUCAGGUAGGAAACUCAAUAAAUUGGGAUACUUGAGGUGUGUGUUGGACCCAAUAUGAAGUUGAUCUAAUCCACUUUAGCUUCAAUGAUUAGUUAAAUUGCCUUUUGGGAAGCAAAAAAUGCCACAUAAAUUGGAACAGAGGGAGUAAUAGUAGUGUUUAGAGUCAGUGUCUGGAUUACAGAUGUAUUUGUGCGGAAAUUUCCAGUGUACCAGUUCGUGGAAAAUGAAUUGGUGAUCAAGCUUGUGAGCAGCAUUUGGUGAUAGUUCAGGUAGGAAACUCAAGAAAUCAGGAUACUUCAGGUCCAUGAUAUCAGCUUUGCGCAGAUCAGAGUAGAAGAAGCUUUUAGAUCAUGAUAUUUUAUCUUAAAACUGAUGCGAAAUUUAUGAACUCCUUUAUGGGGUAGGAGUGGAACGAGAUGGUAUUGCAAUUCAACUAUCUAUGGACAUGGAAGAGAUACCAGUUGACGGUGGCUUUCUCGAGAAUAGAUACCCCAAUACUUCAUGGUGGCGUUCGGAAUUUGCAGAAAAGCUUGGAUCCGUCUCACUUGAUGGCAAGCAAGAAAUUAUGAGGAAUCGGGAACUAACUGAAAGAGAAUAUGAUAGGUUGUCCUCUCAGAUUGCUUCCCAGAUUUUCUGGAAAACUGGAACACUUUCAGAACCAAUACCAAAUGGUUUCUACUCUGUUGUUCCUGAGAAAAGGUUAAAGGAAUGUUUUGAAGACAUUCCUACGUUGGAUGAGCUUCACGCUUUGGAGCUUGAGGGUUUAGGAGCAGAUGUUAUACUUGUGGAUGCCAAGAAAGACAAGAAGCUCUCAAUGCUGAAGCAACUGAUUGUUACACUGGUGAAAGGUUUGAACUCAAAUCCUGCAGCAAUGAUAAAAAAGAUAGCUGGAUUGGUGGCUGAUGUUUACAAACGACCAAACUCGGAACUAAGUCAUGCUAAAGCUUCACUUGAGGAAGCCUCUCAGAUUUCUGAAAACAAAGGCGUCCAACUGUUGGGUCAAAUAAAGAAUAGUUCAUCCCGUCCUCGAGCAAUAUUAUUCAAAUUGCUUGCAGAUGCUGUAGGUCUUGAAAGCCAGCUAGUUGUGGGUUUGCCUGCUGAAGCAGCAUCUGAGUGUGCAGAAUCGUAUAAGCACAUGUCUAUACUAGUUGUGCUAAAUUCUGUGGAGCUAUUUGUGGACCUUAUUCGUUUUCCUGGUCAACUUAUUCCACGAACAACCAAGUCUAUUUACCUAACCCACAUAGCUGCUGGGGAAAGUGAUUCUGCAGAAAAUGAUUCCUGUGAUUCACCUCUGGAGCCUAAUAGCCCCCUCUAUGAGUUUUCAGAGAGAAAUGAUACUGAUAGUUCUGAGAAAGAUGACAUCCUCCAGUAUCAGAGGAGAUUUGAAUCAUCUUCAAAUGCUGCAGGAUCUUCAUUGAGGAAUAUGAUGUUACGUUCUCACACUUCAAUUGACAGAAAACUGAGUUUGUCUCAAAGUGAACCUAAUACUACAACCAUUUGGAGAAGAGGUUGCAGGAAAGUUAUAACAGAACCGAGGACUGCAAGUUCAAGUCCUGAGCAUCCUUCAUUUAGAGCACAUGUACGGUCCAUGCUUGGUGGUGAUAACAAAACUUCGAGAGGUUAUUCAGAUGAUGUUUCUACUUCAAGGUCAGAAGGUGCACCGACAUCAGAAGUACGGCGAAUACGAAGAAGAAGUAUUAGUAUAACUCCAGAAAUUGGUGAUGACAUUGCAAGGGCUGUUAGAGCAAUGACUGAAGCACUUAAGCAGAACCGACUUUUGAAAGAACAAGGGGAGAAUAGUUCAUAUCAUCACACUUCAAACAAAAAAGAUGGUGCUUCAGAUCUGAAAAAAGAUAUGAGUUCACAGAGAGCAAUGUCAUUACCCUCAUCUCCGCACGAGUUGAGGCGGCAGGUUCCAGAAAGAAGUGGGCCAGACAGAAAGGAUGAUGAAUUGGUCUUAACCUGGAACAGGAUCCAAGAAUCACAUAUGUAUCAGAAUAAGCCUCUUCUACCUUUUGAAGAAUGGAAUAUAGACUUCUCAGAGUUGACAGUUGGAACUCGAGUUGGGAUAGGGUUCUUUGCAGAAGUGUUUCGUGGCAUGUGGAAUGGAACUGAGGUUGCUAUUAAAGUGUUUCUGGAGCAAGAUCUUACUGCUGAAAAUAUGGAGGACUUCUGCAAUGAGAUCUCUAUCCUAAGCCGAGCUCGACAUCCAAACGUUAUAUUGUUCCUGGGUGCCUGUGCAAAGCCCCCACAUUUAUCAAUGGUUACUGAAUACAUGGAGAUGGGAUCUCUAUAUCAUCUGAUCCAUGUAAGUGGUCAUAAGAACAGGCUUAGCUGGCCGAAGAGGCUCAAUAUGCUGCGGGAUAUAUGCAGAGGGCUCAUGUGCUUACAUCGGAUGAAGAUUGUCCAUCGUGAUUUAAAAAGUGCAAACUGCCUUGUGAAUAAGCGCUGGACGGUCAAAAUUUGUGAUUUUGGCCUCUCAAGAAUAAUGACAGAUGCAUCUAUGAGAAACUCAACGUCCGCUGGCACUCCUGAAUGGAUGGCUCCAGAACUCAUUCGUAAUGAACCUUUCACAGAAAAAUGUGACAUUUUUAGCUUUGGUGUGAUAAUGUGGGAGCUUUACACCCUACAGAGACCAUGGGAGGGUGAACCACCCGAACGGGUAAUUUAUGCUGUUGCCAAUCAAGGAUCAAGGUUAGAGUUACCCGAAGGACCCCUUGGCAGUCUAAUAGCAGAUUGCUGGGCAGAGCCAAACAAAAGACCUAGUUGUGAGGAAAUUCUCACUAGACUUCUUAGCAAUGAGUUAUCACUUUACUAUAAGUGAAUUCACUUUCCCUUUGCAUAGAGGAUCACAUUUGUAGAGGUGUUAAAUGAUGUAUGUGGCUCAAGUUUUUCACUUUCAUAUGAUUUACUAGUUGUAGAAACUUUGCUGUUUUUGUUGGUGUCAUUUACUCAUUUCUACUUCUCCGGAGGUAAUGGUAUGACCUACAUACAUUUUACCCUCCCCAGACCCUCACUAUGUGGGAAUCCACUAGGUUUGUUGUUGUUAUUGUUGUUGUUGUAAUAUUAGGAUGCAAUGGUAAGAAGUAAUGUAUUGCCGCGGAUGGGGUUGCUGUUCCCUUAAUCCGAGGUCUUGGUUUCAA